CCAGCCGCCAGAUCGAGUCCACCAGCCGCAAGAUGGCGGCCGAGCGACGCAACAUUCACGUCUUCUCAAAGGGAGAAGAAGUCGGCGGCAUCUGGCAGCACGGAAACGUGUCCAAGAGGCGCUUUCGGGAGUGGCUCGACUAUUGCUGGCACUUUGAAAGGGAGGGAAAGCCGGUCGCAUGGAGCCUCGCCGAGCGAUGCGAGCCUGGCAGCGUCCAGGAGCGAAGCGUCGUUGGCCCGACCUUGGACCGAACAACGGCCGACGAAGCAAUGCCCACCGGCACUUUUGACGUGCUCACCGACGGUACGUGGGAGCCGGUCGACCACAGCAAGACGCCUCAUCGUUAUCAUCCUCGCACGAUUAGCUUGAACUCGUCGUCAUCGAGCAGGAGGAAUGCCACAUUCGCCGACCGUAUCCGUAAGAGGGACCAAAGGUGUCUAAUCACCGGAUUUGAGUCUAAUCCCGGUGGACGGUCGAGGGCGCUGCAGGCCGCCCACAUCUUUGCGAGGGCGCACCUCGAUCGCUGGCGCGCCUGUGGGUUUGACCGCCUUGUUGAGGACACGGAUCGCCACAUCGGCAACGCCAAGAUCGACUCGGUCCAGAAUGGCUUGCUCCUCCGCGCCGAUGUGCACAAUAGGUUCGUUGAUCAUGAAAUUGCCGUCGACGUCGACAACGGCUACGCCAUUUACGACUUCAGCCGAGCUGGUUGGCAGCACGGCGAGCGCCUCGGUCUCGACCACCUCGAGCCGGGAUCGAGUGAGAGGCCCCUCGACGCCCUCUUCCGCGAUCACUUCUGGCAGGCCGUCCUGGCCAACGUCAGGGGUGCCGCCAAAGUGUACGACGACGAGCCGCAAGACGAUUGGGCAAAUCCCGACACGCUGUGCCUCGACAAUGACGCCUUGCAUAAGACCGACAAGGGCCGCCUCAGGCUCGAGCUGGAGCUGGGCAGCCGACUCAACCACCUCAUUUCUUAGUUCGGAACAGCAUUUCAUUUGUACUGUACUGUACGCAUAUUUGUUUUAUCCAUAGAGACAGCCCACGGCCUAAUGAUAUCCUUAGAGACGCC
Acaromyces ingoldii is the source of this 1066-nucleotide messenger RNA. RefSeq lists its product as hypothetical. The record is from RefSeq and is a predicted model, not a curated record. NCBI's taxonomy places the organism in Eukaryota, Fungi, Basidiomycota, Exobasidiomycetes, Exobasidiales, Cryptobasidiaceae. The coding region runs from base 33 to 974 and encodes 313 amino acids. The transcript has 3 exons.